This is a messenger RNA of Gilbertella persicaria, 2363 nucleotides long. Its product is annotated as Cullin family-domain-containing protein. Gene Ontology annotation, molecular function: ubiquitin protein ligase binding. The transcript is spliced from 9 exons. Lineage: Eukaryota; Fungi; Mucoromycota; Mucoromycetes; Mucorales; Choanephoraceae. Gene Ontology annotation, cellular component: Cul4-RING E3 ubiquitin ligase complex. The coding region runs from base 58 to 2325 and encodes 755 amino acids. The record is from RefSeq and is a predicted model, not a curated record. Gene Ontology annotation, biological process: protein ubiquitination; ubiquitin-dependent protein catabolic process; DNA damage response.
ACACAAGUAUAAAUUCGACAUCAACGCGUCUCUUUUUUUUUCUUGUUCUUCUUAACCAUGACUGACUGGGAACUUGUCAAACGACCUAAACUUGAGAAUGGAUCCAACGCAUCCACUUAUUUUCAACAACUCCCUUUCAGUCAAUAUCUCACGAACGCCAUCCAUAAUCAAAAGCAUCCUAUUCUUUCUGAUAAAAAGCUGAUUGUUUACGAUCUCAAAAUCGAUAAACCCGAAUUAGAUGAAGCUUAUAAACAUGCAUCUUGGCUUCGGUUGGAGCGUGCCAUUCAUGCCAUUCAACACAAUCAACCUUGUGCUGAAAGUCUUGAGGUGCUUUACCAAUUAUGUGAAGACUUGUGUCAAUAUGAUUUUGCUCGAGAUUUAUAUCAACAUGUCCAUGAUGCCUGUAGUCAACAUAUCGAUCUUCAGUUUCAGACAUUAGCCAAUCAUUCAACAGAAGGCCUUGACUACUUGAGGGUCGUUCAUUCGACAUGGCGAGACUAUGGACAUCAAAUGUCUCAAAUAAGAUGUUUGUUUCUCUAUCUGGAUAGGACCUACAUGUCUACUACCAAGACAGGAUCUUUAUGGAAUAUGGCCAUGGACCUCUUCAGAACAAGGUUCAGUCUAUAUGACAUCGUAUGGCAAAAGACAUUGUCAAGUAUCUUGGAUCUGAUUCGACAAGAACGAUCGUGUCAAUCGAUUGAUGAAUCCUUUUUACAGUCCAACAUUCGCAUGUUGAUGGAUUUGGAUCUGUACCAUGCUUCUUUUGAACAGCACUUGUUGAUACAGACCAAAGCAUUUUAUAGUGAAGAAGGAGAUCAAUUGUUGACCACAUUGGAUGUCUUUGAUUAUUUACAACAUGCUUCUAUGCGUGUUCAUCAAGAAUCUAUUUUACGCGUCAAGAAUUAUUUUGAUAAAUCACUAAAGUUAUCCCUGCAGUCGAUUGUUGAACAAGAAUUACUGACUAAACGCGUCCAAGUGAUAUUAGAGAAAUGCUUUGAUUAUUUUGAGCGUCUUGAUUUGUUUCAAGAUACUGAUUAUGAUAAAUUCUCUUUAUUGUAUCGAUUAUUACAAAAAAUUGAUCAUUUAGAGAUCUGUGCCAAGUAUUUCACAGCCUAUGUGAAGAAAAAAGGAUCUUCUAUCAUGAAUGCAAAGACAAGCGUCAAAGAGAGAAUCAUGAUGUUAUCUGCAUUUGAGACGCAAACAGAUGAAAUGGUAGACCACAGUUUUGAAGGAGAUGAUCAAUUUGCAGAUGGAUUGAAGGAUGGUAUUGAAUACUUUGUCAAUUUACGUGAAAACAAUGCUAUCAAACUAUUGGCCAAAUACACAGAUAGUGUGUUCAAGAGUGCUGUGUAUGAAGAAGGAUUGCUGGAAAAGGCUAUGUUUCUGUUUCGUUACUUACAAGCCAAAGAUACGUUUGAAAUGGUCUAUAAGCGUGAUCUGGCUAAGCGAUUGCUACUCAACACAACCCAUAAGCAAGGAGAAAAGGCCAUGUUGGCUAAAAUGAAAAAGAUUUGUGGUGCUGGCUAUACGGGCAAGAUGGAAGGCAUGGUCAAAGACAUUGAGAAAUCCGCUGAACUGAUGCAUGAAUUCAAUACAGCGUAUUCCCCUCGACUGAAUAUGCAUGUCAAUCUACUGACAUAUGGUUUCUGGCCAUCCUAUGUGUCUAUUGAGGUUCAUUUACCCCCUUUAUUUAAACAAGCACAGACAAUGUAUAGUCACUUCUAUUCUACUAAAUUUCAAAAAAGAGUCUUAACAUGGCAUCAUUCACUGGGUGUAUGUGAUAUCAAAGCAUGCUAUCCAAAGGGAGAGAAGACAAUCACAGUGACAUUAGUCCAGGCUGUUGUGUUGUUGUUAUUUAAUCAGGCAACCACCUUUACAUUUAAAGAGAUACUGGUAUCUACGCAACUGGAUGAAUUGGAAUUAAGAAGAGUGUUGGUUUCUUUAGCCUGUAGAGAGCACAAAUUACUGAUCAAAUAUCCUGAAGGACAAGAGAUUGAGCCCACAGAUACAUUUGUAUGGCAUGAUGGAUUCCAAACAGACAAAUCAACAUUCUCCAUGAUCGCAGCCACCCUAAGUGAAGUAAUUGAAAAAGACGCUCAUCUAGAUACACCUGUCUUGUUUGCUAGAGAACAACAAAUGGAUGCUGUGAUUGUCCGUAUUAUGAAAUCAAAAGGAACACUCAGUCAUGGUCAAUUGUUAAAUGAAGUGACUUGUCUUGUUUCAUUCCCUGUUACUGCACAAGAGAUCAAAAAGAGAAUUGAAGUCUUGAUUGACAAAGAGUAUUUAGAGAGAAGCCUUCAUGACAGCUACAGAUAUUUGGCUUAAAAUAAUCCAUCUGGAAAUAAAUUCCCUUUUUCUUUUUC